GCACUCACCUGCCCGCCCCGCCGCGGACAGGGAGGCGGGCGGCGGGUCGCGGCUUGGAGCCAGAGCCGAUGGCGGCCGCCGACCCGCCGGGCGCCGGGGACCUCUCGGAGCUGGCGGAAAACCUGCUGUAUCAGCUGCAGGAGAAUUUCCAAGCUCUGACUGAAAAGAUAACGCUGAGAAUGGAAGAAAUGGGCGAGCGCAUUGAUGACCUUGAGAAGCAUGUUGCUGACCUGAUGACAGAGGCUGGGAUAGAAAACACCGAUGAAGAGGUCACACAAUGAAAUGAGGAUGUGAUUAAGAAAGACAAAGGGAGAACAGCACUGCUCUGGACCAGGGAGUUCACAAUGAGUGUCACUCGUCAUGAAAAGUGUUAAUGAAAACAAACAUGCUUGCAUCAUGUCACGAUAGUCAUCUCUUAAAAAAAACCAAAACAAACUCAAAAAAAACCAAAACAAACAAAAAACCCGACCAAAAACCAAAACAAAAAAAAACCAAACCAAAAAAACCCCCAAACCCUACUGUCCUGUAGGAAGCUGGGUUUAUUCAUCUAAAUGGGAUGCUGUAUUUCCUGUAAUAAAGAACAAUUAGUUUCAGGGAAGGAUAGAAAGCUAUAUCCUACACAGUGAACUUAUCCAGUCACUGGCUUUUCCAAUGUUUGAAAAUGUAUUUAACAUAUUUCAAUAAUAUUAAAAUUUUCCUAUUUC
Messenger RNA from Strigops habroptila (Kakapo), 704 nucleotides. It is a transcript of the gene HSBP1L1, whose product is annotated as heat shock factor binding protein 1 like 1. The transcript is spliced from 4 exons. Gene Ontology annotation, molecular function: transcription corepressor activity. Bases 69 to 281 code for a protein of 70 amino acids. NCBI's taxonomy places the organism in Eukaryota, Metazoa, Chordata, Aves, Psittaciformes, Psittacidae. Gene Ontology annotation, biological process: cellular heat acclimation. Gene Ontology annotation, cellular component: cytosol; nucleus. The record is from RefSeq and is a predicted model, not a curated record.